Ogataea philodendri is the source of this 237-nucleotide messenger RNA. RefSeq lists its product as uncharacterized. The record is from RefSeq and is a predicted model, not a curated record. The coding region runs from base 1 to 237 and encodes 78 amino acids. Lineage: Eukaryota; Fungi; Ascomycota; Pichiomycetes; Pichiales; Pichiaceae. The transcript has a single exon.
AUGAAGAUCUCUUUAUUAAGCACAGGUGUCACCUGGUUCCACGUAUCGAAAAACAAGGAGAUACAAAGGUCUAAAUUCACAUGGUUUGGCAGACUAAGGGUCUGGAAGAACGCUUUUGACUCGUCUGCAGACAAUUCAUUGAAUUUGGUGUUUUCGAAGCUGAUUGGAAAUUGCGAGUAUCGACUGUCCUCAUUGUAUGCUUCUUUAAGCAAAGCAAUGGAUUUGGACGUCAGGUAA